Pogoniulus pusillus (Red-fronted tinkerbird) is the source of this 1195-nucleotide messenger RNA. It is a transcript of the gene CRYGS, whose product is annotated as crystallin gamma S. Gene Ontology annotation, molecular function: structural constituent of eye lens. The transcript is spliced from 3 exons. Gene Ontology annotation, biological process: lens development in camera-type eye; visual perception. The record is from RefSeq and is a predicted model, not a curated record. Bases 296 to 1060 code for a protein of 254 amino acids. Lineage: Eukaryota; Metazoa; Chordata; Aves; Piciformes; Lybiidae.
AGGAGGAAAGAAUUGAACAGGGGUAAGUGGUGGAGAAACUUCGGCUGCUUUGUUUUGCUGACUGACAGCUUCCCCCUCUGUCCGUGUGGUGGCAAAAGGAGAUGCUCCAAAUCCCUCCCUCAAUGGAGGGAAGCUGGAGCUGAGCCCUCCCAGGUCUUUUGCCAGAUCUUGGCUGUCUCCUCAAGGUGUGGCUCUGUGGGAGAAGGGAGGUGGGACACAGCAGCUGGUCAGGGGACAUUUGAAAGUGCAGCAGGAGCUGACAUCUUGUAAGUUGACUCUGGAGGCUGCUGUGGCCAUGGUGAGCAUGACCAGCUGUGUUUGCAGGGCAGGGUGUCAUGGAAGCCAUCCAGCUUCCAGCAGUGGCAUUUGCCACGUCCCCCUUCCAUGGGGGAACAAAUGGUGUGCUGCAACAGAGAAACACCUAAAUGAUGCCCAUAGCACCAAAGGCUCCCUAAGGGAUGCAAGCCAACCUCCUAACUUGGUGGAAUCAUCAGAGAUGAAUGUCAGCUGGAGAAGGAGGUGGAUCAGAAGAGUUCAGCUUCAGGUCACCUUCUACGAAGACAAGAACUUCCUGGGCCGCAGCUAUGAGUGCGACAGCGACUGCCCUGACUUCCACACCUACCUGAGCCGCUGCAACUCCAUCCGCGUGGACGGGGGCACCUGGGUGGCCUACGAGAGGCCCAACUUCUCUGGCAACAUGUAUGUGCUGACCCGGGGGGACUACCCUGACUACCACCACUGGAUGGGCCUCAACGACCGCCUCGGCUCCUGCAAAGCCGUCCAGAUACCAAGUGGAGGCCGGGGCCACAUCCAGGUCUUUGAGAAAGGAGAUUUCGGCGGGCAGAUGUUCGAGGCCACCGAAGACUGCCCUUCCGUCAUGGAGGAGUGGCACAUGCGGGAGGUGCACGCCUGCAGAGUGCUGGAGGGCGUCUGGGUGUUCUACGAGCACCCCAACUACCGGGGCAGGCAGUACCUGCUGCCCAAGGGCGAGUACCGCAAGCCCGUGGAGUGGGGAGCAGCCAGCCCCGCGGUCCAGUCCUUCCGCAGCAUCGCUGAGUGAGGCGCCCCCUGGCCGGGCUGCUGCAGGCCACCAAUAAAGCAACCGAGUCACUCAGCUCAGCCUGUCCUGCUUCUUCCUGUCCUGGCCUGCGGGGAGAUUGCACAGAGCUGAGCCUGCUCUAAGAGAAACACCUUC